ACGACGUCCAGAAGUUCCAACGGCGUGAAAGUUGCCGGAUAAUUUCCGCCAUUGGAAGAGCUUACACGGCUGUUGAAAACGAAUCCCAGAUGCAGGCUGCGGUUUCUUCCUUCUCCAGCCACUCUCCUUACUAUCAAACCCUAAGGCUAAGAGGCCGCCGCCUUCUAUACGAAUCCCUUUUAUCCCCUUCUUCUAAGAGACCGAUGGUCACAGGAACCAGCACUAGCCGCGGAGAAUUCACGACGAUAAAAGAAAGAAUCACAUUCGAACGGGAAAUCAAGAAGAGUAAGUUCAUCGCCAUUUCCGGUCCCAUCUUCGACGAACGCUCGGCACAGUCAUUCAUCAGUGAGGUUCAAGAUCCUCGAGCUACCCAUAAUUGUUGGGCGUACAAGGUUGGAGAUCAAUUUAGGAGUAAUGACGAUGGUGAGCCGUCUGGUACUGCUGGUAAACCUAUACUUUCUGCCAUUGUUUCUUCUGGAUUAGAUAGAGUCAUGGUUGUUGUGACCAGGUAUUUUGGAGGUAUAAAACUAGGAACUGGAGGUUUAGUUCGAGCAUAUGGUGGAGUUACAUCAGAAUGUCUCAGAAAUGCACCAACUUGUCUUGUGAAGUCUAAAGUUCGGAUGGGUAUGGAAGUUUCAUUUGAUCUUUUGGGAGUUGUAUAUCAUCAGUUACAGAGCUUUAAAGCUGAAGAGAUAACUCAGGAUUAUGAAACUGGAAAGGAAAAUGUAACUAUGGUUACUUUCAAAGUGGAUUUUGAUAAAAUUGAGAGCUUGGAAGAUGCCAUUAAAGAAAAUUGCAGUCGCCAGAUCAUUUUCUACAAGCGGUGAUGAUAGAUAAAUGGGACAAUGUUCUUGUUUAUUUUUUUGGCAAGUUUUAAAAAGUGUUAUUAUUUAGCUAAAGAUGAUGAGAUCAAUGGGAGAAAGAAUAUUUACAACAUAGAAUGAAUGGAAAUUGUACUUUGUUUGAAAUAUGCUUUUGUCUUUAUUAUUCUGAUGCUUUGCUUUCUAUUCAAACUUA
Impatiens glandulifera is the source of this 1017-nucleotide messenger RNA. Its product is annotated as IMPACT family member in pol 5'region. Bases 90 to 827 code for a protein of 245 amino acids. The transcript has 6 exons. The record is from RefSeq and is a predicted model, not a curated record. Lineage: Eukaryota; Viridiplantae; Streptophyta; Magnoliopsida; Ericales; Balsaminaceae. Gene Ontology annotation, cellular component: cytoplasm. Gene Ontology annotation, biological process: regulation of translational initiation.